Molecule: messenger RNA, 730 nt
Organism: Atta colombica
Lineage: Eukaryota; Metazoa; Arthropoda; Insecta; Hymenoptera; Formicidae
Gene: Ggamma30A
Product: guanine nucleotide-binding protein subunit gamma-e
Exons: 2
Coding region: 54-272 (72 amino acids)
Biological process (GO): phospholipase C-activating G protein-coupled receptor signaling pathway; sensory perception of taste
Cellular component (GO): heterotrimeric G-protein complex
Molecular function (GO): G-protein beta-subunit binding
Source: RefSeq, a predicted model, not a curated record
GCGCACGCGCUAUCCCGUUCCCGAUUUGCGACAAGGGGGGUGCGGCUGUAACCAUGGAUCCCAGUGUACUCGCCACCAUGGAUAAGGACGCAUUGAAGAAGCAGAUCGAGAAUAUGAAGUACCAGGCGUCCAUGGAACGAUGGCCCCUGUCGAAGAGCAUCGCGGCGAUGCGGGAAUAUGUGGAAGAGAACGAGAGGAAUGACCCACUGAUACACGCGCCCGACAAGAAGAACAAUCCCUGGGCCGAGAAAGGCAAGUGCAUAAUCAUGUAAUCGGGGCCAGAGCGGAGGAAGAGCAACAGAAGAAGAAGGAAGCGGGCGUACAAAUCGAGGAGGAGAGGAGUCGGUCGUUCAUCCGCGGCAAAAGAAAUCUCAGGCAGAGAUCAUGAAGAGGGAAGAGGAGUGGAGGAGUAGGAGGAGAAGCACGCAAGAGGAAGAGGAAGAGAUACCGGUAGACGUUCGCUGCGAUUCGAUCGCCGAAGCGAUCGUCCAUCGGCCCCGCCGAAAUAAAGACGUGGCUACGAUCAAUUCCGCAGUCAAUCUGUCGAUUGAAGAUCAAACUGGAGCAAAAAUUAGUUGCCGGACCGUUCCGUUCCUCCAGGACUGUUCUACGAUCGCGCGACGUGCGGCUUCGCCAGUUCCUGAUUCGUGUCGUCCCAUAUCGUUAUCCUUCGUUAAUUCUGCCAUUCGAGACAUAAUCAUUAUUCGUAAAGAUACUCCGAGAUAACUCA